CGCCCUCGCCGCGGAGCGGGAUCGUCCGAGCCGCGCGCGUCGCUAGGGCCUCCUCCCCCCGGCACAUGGUCGCCCGCCCCUUCCUGCGCCGCGCUCGCCGCCCGUGCCUCGCCUGGCCGCCGCCGCUGCGGGCGGGCACUCCGCGUUCGGGCAGCCCGGCCCGCGCCCCCCGCUGCUCCCGCUGCUCCCCGCCGCACCCUGCGUUCAGCUCCGAGAGCCGCGAUCGCUCGGCCGAGGGGGCCGGGACGCGGGCGUCUGCGGAGCCGUCGCCGAGCCCGCGAUGGAAUAAUGCCCAGCGGCUCGCCUGGUCCCGGAUGCCGGACCAGAUCUCCGUCUCCGAGUUCAUCGCCGAGACCACCGAGGACUACAACUCGCCUACCACGUCCAGCUUUACCACGCGGCUGCACAACUGCAGGAACACCGUUACCCUGCUGGAGGAGGCGCUAGACCAAGAUAGAACAGCCUUGCAGAAGGUGAAGAAGUCUGUGAAAGCAAUAUACAAUUCCGGUCAAGAUCAUGUACAGAAUGAAGAAAACUAUGCACAAGUUCUGGAUAAGUUUGGGAGUAAUUUUUUAAGCCGAGACAACCCAGAUCUUGGCACUGCUUUUGUCAAAUUUUCUACUCUUACAAAGGAACUGUCCACACUGCUGAAAAAUCUGCUCCAGGGUCUGAACCACAAUGUGAUCUUCACUUUGGAUUCCUUGUUAAAGGGAGACCUGAAGGGAGUCAAAGGAGAUCUCAAGAAGCCAUUCGACAAAGCCUGGAAAGAUUAUGAGACGAAGUUUACAAAAAUCGAGAAGGAGAAGAGGGAGCACGCGAAGCAGCACGGCAUGAUCCGCACGGAGAUCACCGGGGCCGAGAUCGCCGAGGAGAUGGAGAAGGAGCGGCGCCUCUUCCAGCUGCAGAUGUGUGAGUAUCUCAUCAAAGUUAAUGAAAUCAAGACCAAAAAGGGCGUGGAUCUGCUGCAGAACCUGAUAAAGUAUUAUCACGCACAGUGCAAUUUCUUUCAAGAUGGCUUGAAAACGGCUGAUAAACUGAAACAAUACAUUGAGAAACUGGCUGCUGAUUUAUAUAACAUAAAACAGACACAGGAUGAAGAGAAGAAACAGCUCACCGCACUCCGAGACUUAAUCAAAUCCUCUCUUCAACUCGAUCAGAAAGAAUCUAGGAGAGAUUCUCAGAGCCGGCAGGCGGGAUACAGCAUGCACCAGCUGCAGGGCAAUAAGGAGUACGGCAGCGAGAAGAAGGGGUACCUGCUGAAGAAAAGUGACGGGAUCCGCAAAGUGUGGCAGCGGAGGAAGUGCGCCGUCAAGAACGGGAUGCUGACCAUCUCCCACGCCACGUCUAACAGGCAGCCAGCGAAGCUGAACCUUCUCACCUGCCAGGUGAAACCGAAUACCGAGGACAAGAAGUCUUUUGACUUGAUCUCACAUAACAGGACGUAUCACUUUCAGGCGGAAGACGAACAGGACUACGUAGCGUGGAUUUCAGUGCUGACAAACAGCAAGGAGGAGGCCCUGACCAUGGCCUUCCGGGGCGAGCAGAGCACGGGCGAGAACAGCCUGGAAGACCUGACCAAAGCCAUCAUUGAGGACGUCCAGCGGCUCCCGGGGAAUGACGUCUGCUGCGACUGCGGCUCGUCAGAACCAACCUGGCUCUCCACCAACUUGGGCAUUCUGACCUGCAUAGAAUGUUCCGGCAUCCACAGGGAAAUGGGGGUUCACAUUUCUCGCAUCCAGUCUUUGGAACUAGACAAAUUAGGGACUUCUGAACUCUUGCUGGCCAAGAAUGUAGGAAAUAAUAGUUUCAACGAUAUUAUGGAAGCAAAUUUACCAAGCCCCUCACCAAAACCCACCCCGACGAGUGAUAUGACUGUACGGAAAGAAUAUAUCACGGCCAAGUAUGUCGAUCACCGGUUUUCAAGGAAGACCUGUUCUUCUUCCUCCGCUAAACUGAACGAAUUGCUGGAGGCCGUCAGAUCCAGGGAUUUGCUUGCACUAAUUCAAGUCUAUGCAGAGGGCGUGGAGCUCAUGGAGCCGCUGCUGGAACCCGGGCAGGAGCUCGGGGAGACAGCCCUUCAUCUUGCAAUCCGAACUGCAGACCAGACAUCUCUCCAUCUGGUUGACUUUCUUGUACAAAACUGCGGGAACCCGGACAAGCAGACGGCGCUGGGGAACACAGCCCUGCACUACUGCAGCAUGUACGGAAAGCCCGAGUGUCUGAAGCUUGUGCUCAGGAGCAAGCCCACCGUGGACGUCGUGAACCAGGCCGGCGAGACAGCCCUCGACAUAGCCAAGAGACUCAGAGCCACCCAGUGUGAAGACUUGCUUUCCCAGGCUAGGUCGGGGAAGUUCAACCCACACGUGCACGUCGAGUAUGAAUGGAACCUCCGACAGGAGGAGAUGGACGAGAGCGACGAUGAUCUGGAUGACAAGCCGAGCCCCAUCAAGAAGGAGCGCUCGCCGCGACCUCAGAGCUUCUGCCACUCCUCCAGCCUCUCCCCGCAGGACAAGCUGUCCCUGCCGGGCUUCGGCACUCCGCGGGACAAGCAGCGGCUCUCCUACGGCGCCUUCACCAACCAGAUCUUCGCCUCCACGAGCACAGACUCGCCCACGUCACCCACCUCGGAGGCCCCUCCAUUGCCCCCCAGGAACGCCGGGAAAGGUCCAACCGGCCCGCCUUCAACACUCCCUCUAAGCACCCAGACCUCUAGUGGCGCCUCCACCCUGUCCAAGAAGCGGCCUCCCCCCCCACCGCCCGGACACAAGAGAACCCUGUCCGACCCUCCCAGCCCACUACCUCACGGGCCCCCAAACAAAGGCGCAGUUCCUUGGGGUAACGAUAUGGGUCCAACAUCAUCCGGCAAGAGCGCAAACAAGUUCGAGGGACUUUCUCAGCAGUCGAGCACUGCUUCUGCAAAGACUGCACUUGGUCCAAGAGUUCUUCCUAAACUACCUCAGAAAGUGGCACUACGGAAGACGGAAACCAGCCAUCAUCUCUCCCUAGACAAAGCCAACAUCCCACCUGAAAUCGUCCAGAAGUCGUCACAGCUGGCAGACUUGCCGCAGAAGCCACCGCCGGGGGACCUGCCCCCGAAGCCCGCCGACCUGGCCCCCAAACCCCAAAUGGGAGAUGUGCCGCCGAAGCCGGGAGAGCUGCCCCCCAAGCCGCAGCUGGGCGACCUGCCGCCCAAGCCCCAGCUCUCGGACUUACCCCCCAAGCCGCAGAUGAAGGACCUGCCUCCCAAGCCUCAGCUGACCGACCUGCUGGCGAAAUCCCAGCCGGGAGACAUCUCGCCCAGGGCGCAGCCGCCCUGCGACGUGGCCCUGAAGUCGCACCCAGCGGAUCUGUCCCCGAAUGUGCCCCCCCGAGACGCCAUCCAAAAGCAAGCCUCCGAGGACGCCAACGACCUGACGCCCCCUCUGCCGGAGACGCCCGUCCCGCUGCCCAGGAAGAUCAACACGGGGAAGAACAAGGUGCGGCGCGUGAAGACCAUUUACGACUGCCAGGCGGACAAUGACGACGAGCUGACCUUCAUCGAGGGCGAAGUGAUCGUGGUCACGGGGGAGGAGGACCAGGAGUGGUGGAUCGGCCACAUCGAGGGGCAGCCUGAGCGGAGGGGGGUCUUCCCGGUGUCCUUCGUCCACAUCCUGUCCGACUAGCGAAAAGCAGAACCUUGAGAUGGUCCGCGCCCUCCAGCGAGACUGCCUCCCCGUCACCUGUGCACACGUGUACACAGCUGCCGCCGCCGCUGCCGGAGCAGACACCCCCCGGAGGGCGGUGCAGGAGUGGACUGUAGCGUCUGUUGUAAAUAAAUACCCUGUUGUUUUCUGCCUUUGCCAGUAUUAGGGGGGCCUGGGACCCGGCGCGCCGUCCUGGUUUGCCAAAGCCGUCCUUGGCGUCUAGCACUUACGUCUCUGUCUACGCUGUUUCCGAGCAGACGGGAACAGAGGAGCGGCUGGCUUUGCAGACACGAGUGGUCUCAGCAGCCGUCGGGAGGCGUCAAACGGACUCUCCGGCCCGCACCUCACAGUGUUCUGAGUCCUGUUACUGAAAUGCGACGUGAGCAAAGGGGCGGGUUCUGUUUUCCAGGCGGAGCUCCCGGCUCCGCGACAGGCCGGCCCGUGGUUGUCCGCGCGCACCAUGUAUCGCUCCCCGCGCCGACGCCGGUAUUUAUUACGGGAAAGUGCUCGGUGAAACCCAAGUGUUACUCCUUCCGCAGAGUCAUCGCCAACCCCAAAACCUCGGGUCACAUUUUACUGUGCCCACAGCCUCUUGCAAGUCUAGACAAGUGGACUUAUGCUGUCUUCUGAGGAGUGCCCGCCCCUGAGAUUUUACCUCAUUAUGCAAAAAUAACAUAGCCUUCAUGACUAUUUUGACUAAAGUUUAAAACCCCUUGAGUGAAGUUCAACUGUCAGGAACCAAGGACUGCCAGGAAAUACUAGCCUCUACCUUAUGCAUGUGUUUAGAAGCUCACCUGAAAUCUGCCUUUUAUAAAGGAACCGUAUGGGUCAGUUGAACUGUACAUUUUUUAAACCGGAUUGCCAUUAAAGCAGAAAUUAUAAGGUUGCAACAAUA
Molecule: messenger RNA, 4578 nt
Organism: Phyllostomus hastatus (greater spear-nosed bat)
Lineage: Eukaryota; Metazoa; Chordata; Mammalia; Chiroptera; Phyllostomidae
Gene: ASAP1
Product: ArfGAP with SH3 domain, ankyrin repeat and PH domain 1
Exons: 30
Coding region: 66-3662 (1198 amino acids)
Biological process (GO): positive regulation of GTPase activity
Cellular component (GO): cytoplasm
Molecular function (GO): GTPase activator activity; protein binding
Source: RefSeq, a predicted model, not a curated record